AUGUUUAUUGUUGAUGCAAUUGAACUGAAGAUUGAGCUUGAUCAACAUUCAAAGAACAAGCUGCUGAUCCUAGUGGUCGCGUUGCUGGGAAGGUUCGCUGAUUCUGCCGUGUUUGCUGUCAUCAUCCUCCACACGUCGGAGUUGUUCCCAACCUCCAACCGCAACACAGCUAUUGGUACUUCACUUGCUGUGUCGCAAUUGGGCUCUAUCUCAGCUCCCUACGUUGUGGACAUUCUGGGCAAGUAUGCGUGGUACAUGCCCAGCACACUAUGUGGAGGGCUGGCUCUCUGCUCUGUUCUACUGACUCUAGUUCUGCCUGAAACUAGAGGGAAGCCCCUCAUGGACACAGUGCAAGAUCUCAAAAAAGCUCACCACCAAGAUAGAGUUUCUGUCCGGAACUGCUGCACUUUCUCGUGAUAUUGUGAAUUUUCUAUGCCAAAUGAUUUUAUUAGUUGAUAAAUAUAUUUAUAUUUUUU
Messenger RNA from Macrosteles quadrilineatus (aster leafhopper), 476 nucleotides. Its product is annotated as organic cation/carnitine transporter 2-like. Gene Ontology annotation, molecular function: transmembrane transporter activity. Gene Ontology annotation, biological process: transmembrane transport. NCBI's taxonomy places the organism in Eukaryota, Metazoa, Arthropoda, Insecta, Hemiptera, Cicadellidae. The transcript has 3 exons. The record is from RefSeq and is a predicted model, not a curated record. The coding region runs from base 1 to 417 and encodes 138 amino acids.